AUGGAAAUAAUAUAUAAAACAAUUGAAGACUUAGCCUUGUUUGAUUGUAUUGUUAUAAACUGUGUGGGCAACAACGCAGAUAUAACAAUUAAGAUAAAUAGAAAUUUUAUUGAUGCCAUUGAUCGAAUUGAACCAAUAUGUGGUCAAACAAUCACUCUAAAAUACAAUAGUAAAUUAAUUGAACCAAUUAAUUUCAGAGUGAUUGAAACAGACUCUAGUAUUCGAACAUAUUGUGUUGUUCAUAGGAAUGAGAAAAAAUAUAUUAUUGGUGGAACAUAUGAACCACUUUUAACAGGUAAGAUAGAUGAAAAUAGUUAUGAAGAUAUAUUAAAUUAUUGUAAGCAAAUGAUUGGGUUUAAUUUCUAUGAUAUAAUUUCACAAGAUUAUGGGUUUAGACCUUAUUUGAAAAAUAGUCCGAGAGUCGAGAUAGAUCAAAGAUAUCCAAAUAUUAUUCAUAAUUAUAGUUAUGGAAGCUCGGGUUUUAGUAGUUGUUAG
Molecule: messenger RNA, 495 nt
Organism: Racocetra persica
Lineage: Eukaryota; Fungi; Glomeromycota; Glomeromycetes; Diversisporales; Gigasporaceae
Source: the annotation of a GenBank genome assembly